AUUAAAAAUAAGGGUUUACAUAAAUUCCGGCCCACUCUUUUCUCAAAGCAUACAAAACCCUCCAUUUCUUUCGUCUCGCAAAGCUCUUGGUCUCUCUCUGCAAAUAUGGCGACCAAAGGACCUGCACUCUUCUCCGAAAUUGGCAAGAAGGCCAAAGACUUGCUCAACAAGGAUUAUGGUUGCGACCAGAAGUUCACCAUCACCACUGAAUCUGACACGGGAGUGGUCCUUAGUUCAACGGUGGCCAAGAAGGGAGGUCUCUCUGCUGGUGAUGUGGCAGCACUAUACAAACACAAGAAUGCUGUAGUUGAUGUCAAAGUUGAUACAGAGUCAAAUGUCUGGACAACCUUCACUGUCACAGAUAUCUUGCCAUCCACAAAAACUGUUGCUUCAUUAAAACUACCUGAUUACAAAUCUGGCAAGUUGGAGGUUCAGUAUCUCCAUGAACAUGCAACUUUCAGUACAGCUGUUGGUCUGAACCAAUCCCCUGCUUUUGACUUUUCGGCAACCAUUGGUACCCCCAGCAUUGCCUUUGGAGCAGAAGCUAGUUACUUCACAGCUUCUCGCAACUUUGCUAAGUAUAAUGCUGGUGUGAGUUUGACAAAGCCAGAUUCCAGUGCUUCAGUGAUUUUGGCUGACAAAGGAGACUCACUAAGGGCUUCGUACUUGCACCAUCUAAGUCGGCUAAACGGAGGGGCUGUCGUGGGAGAGGUGAGUAGAAGGUUCUCCACAAAUGAAAACACUUUAACAGUUGGAUGUUCGUAUGUGGUUGAUCCUCACACAGUUGUGAAGGCAAACCUCAACAACCACGGGAAUCUUGCGGCUCUUUUACAGCAUAAGCUUAUACCCAAUUCCUUACUGACAAUUUCUGGAGCCUUUGACACCAAGGCCUUAGAGAAGAAUCCCAAGUUUGGGUUGUCACUCUCUCUGAAGCCUUGAAAACUGGUAUAUUUAUUUGAGAUAGGGAUAAUGCAAUUUGAUUUAUUUCAGACGGCCUAGUUUUUUUCUCAUGUUUCAGAAUGAGAAUGUUCAAACUGCUAGUUUUAUAGUUUUCUUCA
Molecule: messenger RNA, 1058 nt
Organism: Alnus glutinosa
Lineage: Eukaryota; Viridiplantae; Streptophyta; Magnoliopsida; Fagales; Betulaceae
Product: mitochondrial outer membrane protein porin 2-like
Exons: 6
Coding region: 106-939 (277 amino acids)
Biological process (GO): monoatomic anion transmembrane transport
Cellular component (GO): mitochondrial outer membrane
Molecular function (GO): voltage-gated monoatomic anion channel activity
Source: RefSeq, a predicted model, not a curated record